GAUCAGCCUAAAGAGAUGCAUCUACUGUUUGAUCAGAGAGAUUACAUCAAAGGAAUUACGUUUAUUUUGCAUGAUGGAUCAAGAGAAGAUUUCCUGGAUUUUGGUGGAUCUCCUCAAUACAUUGCUCCAGAAUUAUCUGUUCAAACAAAAUUCAAUCCUGAAAAGGCUGAUAUUUGGGCACUGGGCAUUUCAUUAUACCGCAUGCUGAAUGGUAGAUACCCUUUCUUCGACAGCGAGGGUGAUUAUUUCAUAUCUCAUAAGGAGUUGUUUAAAAAGAUGUUGAAGUCAGAAUUUGAUAUACCC
This is a messenger RNA of Mycotypha africana, 303 nucleotides long. RefSeq lists its product as uncharacterized. Lineage: Eukaryota; Fungi; Mucoromycota; Mucoromycetes; Mucorales; Mycotyphaceae. Gene Ontology annotation, biological process: positive regulation of proteasomal ubiquitin-dependent protein catabolic process; protein phosphorylation; regulation of MAP kinase activity. Gene Ontology annotation, cellular component: nucleus. The record is from RefSeq and is a predicted model, not a curated record. The transcript has 2 exons. Gene Ontology annotation, molecular function: mitogen-activated protein kinase kinase binding; ATP binding; protein kinase activity. The annotation marks the transcript as partial.